This is a messenger RNA of Saccostrea echinata, 3117 nucleotides long. RefSeq names its product angiopoietin-related protein 7-like. The transcript is spliced from 5 exons. The coding region runs from base 18 to 1433 and encodes 471 amino acids. NCBI's taxonomy places the organism in Eukaryota, Metazoa, Mollusca, Bivalvia, Ostreida, Ostreidae. The record is from RefSeq and is a predicted model, not a curated record.
UGUUCUUUCAUCUGAGAAUGGAAAAGUCACAACUUUUUACACUUAUCUUUUUCUUUAUUCGUGGGACAUUUGGAUACCUUGAAUUACCUGCAAAUGAUCCAUCCGAGGAAAAUAACUUAUUUCGCAGUACCACAUCUGGAAAGACAUCCAAUAUUUUACGGGAUAUCCUUAACCAAGAAUCUUUGGUGAGGUUUUCUAUGGUGCAAAAAAUUCAGAAUUUGGUGAUGGAUGCUAUAGACAACAAAAACAACACUGAAAUAUUGAAAAAGAAGCUCUUUCAUUUAGCAAAAGAAUUAAAGGCAUUGGAAACAAAGGAUCAAAUACUUGAACAAGAUAAUGUUGAACUUCGAAAGGAACUGAGUGGCAUCUAUAACAGAAUAAGCGACAAUCAGAACCUCACUAUUACAAACAUUCAUACGCUGAAUGAGACGGAGAUAUAUUUUCUGAAGAGACAAUUCCUAGCUCUUCGGAGAGAAAAUGAGGAACUUAAAUUGGUAAACUCCAAAAUGAAGGAGCAGCUAAAAGUCGAUGAAAUUACGUUUAGAAAUGAAACAUUUGCUAUGAAAGAGCAAUAUAGUGCACUCUCACAGGAAAAUGAUGCAAUUGAAAGCAAGUUACAUCAAAUGGAGAAAGAGAUAAGGUCCACUAACAUUGACUCUCGCCUUAAAAUGAUUGAAGGCAGAGUUUGGAACCUUUCAAUCUCCGUCGAUGAAGCAUUAGAUGAUAUCCGUGAGGAGCAAAAUGUCUCCAACACACAGCUGUUAGUUUCUUCUUUGUUUCAGUCAGAUUGCAGUGUUCCGUUUGACUGUUACGACAUCUACAACUGUGGUAUAAAGAAGACUGGAAUUUACAAAAUAUUCCCUUACAGAAAUGUCAACAAUUCUACUUCUGUCCAAGUGCUGUGUGACAUGGAAUUAACUGGAGGUGGCUGGACGGUUAUUCAGCACAGGAAUAGAGACAAUCCCCGUGUAAAUUUCAACACCACCUGGGAUGAAUAUAAACGAGGUUUUGGGGAUGUUAAUGGAAAUUAUUGGCUUGGAAAUGAUGUCAUUCAUAAAUUGACCACUACCUUCCAAAACGAGUUAUACAUAAAAAUGAAAAGUACAAAUAACCAGGAUCAUGAAGUAAAGUACAACCAGUUUUCUAUCUCUUCUGAGGCUGAUGGCUACAGGUUGUCUUUAGGAACAAAAAUAGGAAGCAUCACCGAUGCUUUCAGAGGUUACAAUAUAGUGAAUGAGAAAUUUUCCACAUUUGACCACGACAACCAACACAGAUGCGGGUCUCGGUGUGGAUCUGGAUGGUGGUUCAAAUAUUGUACAUGGACAAAUCUCAAUGCCCCCUUUUUUGAAGAUCACUUAAGUAAUGUCUGGUAUCCUUCCAUUGAUAAAGGGAAAAAUCUUUACCAAUCGAAAAUGAUGAUUAAAAGAAAAUAGAGGAAAGUAACAUACAUAUAUGCGUAAUGAAAUUAAUGGAAUAUAUACCGAUAUCUAUAAAAAUUCAAGAGGCCCGUGACCCUAAGUCAUAUUUAUCUUUUUUGAAAAUGAAUGAAAGGCAUUCAAGCCAUUAGGUAAUGCAUUUGAAUAAUUUAAACCUACUGUGUUUUGAUUUAAUUAAUUUUUGCAUAAUAUUGUUGCAAUCUUUUUAAAAAAAAAAAACAAAAAAAAAAACAUUCUUUUAUCUUAAAAAAAAAAGAUUCCUUCUUCAUUUCGCACUCCAUAAAUACCGGAAUGAUUGCCUCACUGUCAGUUCACUUCUCUUCAAAUGAUAUUCAUAGGAAAUUUUGUCCUCUAAAGAAGAUUUUCAGGCAAAGUUCAAAUGAUAUUAUAAGCGCAGAUAAUUAGGACGAUAUUAUAAACUCCGAAACUAGAGUUUUAACACUUUCGAAUAAACAAUAGUAUAGGUACAUUAAAAGGGAGGGAGGCUAUAUCCCAAAAAAUCUCUCUGUGUGUUCUAUUUUUCAUUUAUUAAUUUUAAUGUCUUCCAUUGUCAUAACUCAAAAAUAUUUGAAGUAAUUUAAAGUACAGUUUGAUAUGCUUAUUUUCAUUCUGCAGCGUGUGCAAAAACGCUGUAUGAUGCUUAGAAAUGGUCACUUUUUUGACAGCUUCAAUUUUACCAAAAAUGUAAACAAAACACACACACCCACACACACACACACACCAAGAAAGAGCCAAAACAAUAAAACAAAUUAAAGACAUUUUUUUCUGUCAUAAUGUUUAUCAAGAGCACAAAAAUGAUUUGAAACAUAGUGUAAGUUACACCUAAUUAAUCUCGCAGCACUUUUUAAUGUAUCGCAUUAAAGAGAACUCUUAGAAGAAAAAAAUCUUUUUAUUACACAUUUGUAUUUGAAAGAAAUUACGCUGAUAAUAAUAAUGACCUCAUAAUUGCAGAAAAUUUUUGAGAUUUAUGUUGUAGUUGUUUUUGAUGAUGUUGUUGUUGUUGUUGUUGUUGUUUAUAAGGUCUAUGGUCUAUAUGCACAAUCUAUUUCAUUAUGACUGACUGCUUGAAUAUGUAUUUAUCACACCAUGUCUGUACAUAAGUGCAAAAGUCAAGUGCACACGCGAUAGAAAGAAGGCCACUACUGGGACGUCAAAUACCACUGCUCUGGCGUGGAACGACAUAGGUCCCCCCUAAAGCUUACCCGAAUGCUCGGAAUUUAGAUUGAAUUAAUGGUAAAUGAGCAUUAUGACGCCAAUGAAUAUGGUCAAAACAUUUAAGCAUUGAAUUAUUCUUCUUCUUAUUUUUUUUAGUCUCAAAAUUGCAACAGUGUGUAAAAUCAAAUUGAGUAACGCGCGUUAUAAUAAGCUUAAUAUAUUAAAGUUUUUAAAUUCCCUGCCUCGUCAGCAAAUGUGAACUAUAUUCAAAAAGCCCUGUAUUAUCUUUUGGGAAAGUUACAAUUCAUGGAAGAGGAAUUUCAACAGCUACUACUGUUAAACUGUUCAAUUUGAGUGUGCGUUUUGAUUUUAGCUUUUGACAGUGCACUUGCACGGCGCUCAACGUUUAUGAGUUCAAAAUGAAAAUAAUAACUUAGCCAUUUGACCUUCCCGUUCGUCGUAUGCUGUUUUUACUUAAUAUAUAACUAUUUACAUAUUUUCCUUUUAGAAUGAAAUAAAUCUUAUA